AUGAAAAUUGGUAAGGUGGUAAAUAGUGAGGAAGAUAGCUGUAGAGUGCAGGAGGAUAUCAAUGGACUGGUCAGCUGGGCAAAACAGCAGCAAACGGAAUUCAACUCCGAGAAACAGAUCCAGAGGGAGGAACGGGAGCUGUGGGAUGACAUGAAGGGCCAGUCAGUGCAAUGGGGCGUGGCCAUUGUGCUUAGUCUCUGGUCACUGACCAAUGCAGUUUCCCAAAGUGCUCCUAUUGUUUUGGACAUCACUCCUUACCACGGUAGCGUCAAUGGAGCAACCAGGCUGACAAUUAAAGGAAAAGGUUUCUUGGGAGAAAGGCCAUUUGACUACACAGGAGGAAAUGGACAACUGGGCAAUAAGGUGCAGCUCCUAUCAGAAUCCAGGUCCAUUCCCUGCGACGUAGAGAAAGAUUCCAGCCACGAAACACAGGUUAUUUGCUACACCAGACCACUACCAAAAGACAGCUAUCAGGUUGUAGUGAGUGUAGACGGGGUUCCGAUUAAUGCCAACAAGACGAUGGUCUUUAAAUCAGAAGACCAUUAUACGCCAACCAUUGAGAGGAUUUCGCCCUUGUCUGGAUUACCAGGUCAACUCAUUAACAUCUCUGGAGAUAUUUUUACUGAUAUCUAUGGCAGUAACAAACCGAUAGACUCCAAUCUCAGAAAAACCAGGAUUUUGAGGGUCUACGCUGGUGGAAUGCUUUGUGAGCUCCUUCAACCUGAUUCAGAUACGUUGUACGGUUUGAAACUUGACAAUGUGUACAGUGACAGUGGCAUGAUGACUUGUAAAAUGACUGGAACAUAUGUUGGUCACCACAAUGUGAGUUUUAUUUUGGACAAUGGCCAUGGAAGGUCUUUGCCCAAUCUGAACACUUACUUCAUUUCUUCCCUCAAUAAACUCAGCAUGUUCCAAACCUACGCAGAGGUGACUGGGAUCUAUCCGUCUGAAGGGAGUGUGGAAGGAGGAACCCUCCUGACUGUGACUGGCCAGUUCUUUGAUGAAACAGAUGCCCCUGCCAGAGUUACUGUAGGAGGUCAGAGCUGUGAGGUUCUAAGUGUCAGCACAACUCAGAUAAUCUGUCAGACCCCAAAGGAAGCCAGUCAUCUCAGAACAGUUUUUCCAGGAGGAAGAGGAAUGAAGAUAGAAACAUGGCAAGGUGGCAACCUGGAUGAUUUACCAGACUACAAUGAAAAUACUCCAGGGUAUUCAGUAUCUUGGACUGAUGAGGCUUUAUCUCCAGCCUCCACAUCACAGAGUCCAUCAGUAACACGCUUAAGUGGGUUCUUUGUUGCUCCAGAGACUGACAAUUACCAUUUCUAUAUCAAACAGAAGGGUUCAUUCCAACUUUCUUUCAGUUUAACUGGGAUCCCUCAGGACAAGGUGAACAUUGCUUAUAGGUCUCAGAAUCUCCGGAGAUAUGGUAAUCAAGAAUUUGACACUAUGCAGCUUCAGAAAGGGAAAGAAUAUUACAUUGAAUUGGUGCUGCAGGAAGACACCAGCUCCACCUUUAGUCUUGGUAUGUACAGGGAGAACAUCUCCUACACGGAACAACAGACAGCAGACUCUGUCAGUGAAGUCCAGCUCAUUAAAUCACACUCUCACAUUCUCCAUGAGAAACAGAUUUUGACUUUGGAGAACUGGAAUACGGGAAGUGCAGUCAACGAGAUUCAGGAAAUCAUCAUCAGCAACUCAUGUCAAAAAACCAGUACCUGUUCAUACAUUUGGUACAGUCUCAUCUAUAAUCAAGUGCACACAGUCCUUAUUCCUAUGGAUGCCAAAGCUGCAAAAGUUCAACAAGCUUUAAAUGAUCUGUGGACAAUUAAACCAGACAAGGUUCAAGUGUCAAGAAAAUCAACCAACAAAAACAUUAUCUAUAAAGUGACCUUCAUAUCCACACGAGGAGAUUUUGAUUUACUUCAAUAUGAGGUCCUGAGUGGAUAUCAUGUCACCAUUAAAGUGGUGGAAAAAACUAAAGGGAAGCCCAGAAUGGAUACAUUUACACUGAUGCUGGAUGGGAUCAGCUCAAGACCUGUUUCACAUACAGCAAGUGUUACUGAGGUCAAAGCUGCUUUAGAAGGAAUGUUGGAUGUAAAAUGUCCAGAUCACAUAGUUAACUACAGGGAGGGAUACGCAGUCUAUUAUUUCAACAAUUUUGAAGAUGACUUAUCCAAGAAAAUCUUUCAGAAAGACCAGGUGACAAUGAAAACUAAUGCUUUUUGUGGACGCUAUUGUGUUAAAAAUCCUACAUGCUUGUUUGGCUUUGCAAGUUAUCAUCAACCAUUUUCAUUACGCAUAUACAAAGAGCUUUGUUUUGCAUAUAAAGGCCACUUGAGAAAUAAUCUUCGUCUGUCAUUCACUUACAACAUUGAUGGUGAAUCAAAUGCAAAGAACUUUCGGUUCCAAUACAGUUUUGCACAAGAUAAUCAAUGGACCUACACGUGCAUCAAUUUGCAUGAACUUAUGAUAUCCAGAUUUCCCAGAGGAAGAAACUUCUUAGUGAAGGGAAUUUAUCUCCAGACAGAACAAGACCAGGAUUUCUAUGUGGACACUGUGUAUAUUGGACAGAAGCCUACAGUGCAGAAUCAAAAUGGUAUUGUUAUUUUGAAUUUCAAAUCUGAGCGAGAUGUACCAAUAGUAGCUUACCCUCCAUUGUUUGACAAAGGAAUUCUUAUUGAGGAGUUCAUAGUUACUGAAGGAGGAACUAAAAAAGAUGGUGUGCACAGUCAGUAUGAAGUAACUAUGGUUACCAUCGACUGUAGCUGCAACAUUCCAUUGCUAGAGAUUGCCUUUGCUCAGGCUUUGCCUAAUGGUACAAAGGAUGGGAUGGUUUACAGAGGGAGCACUUGGCCUGAGGGAGCCGUUCUAAGAGUUCGGAGAACACAAGCAGCAUCUCCUCCAAUCUCUGGUACCUUGGAUAUUGAGUACUUUGGGAAAACCUUGAAAGAUUUGCCAGUUAAUGCUACAGCCUCGGAAAUGCAAUAUGCCUUACAAACAAUCUCUGAGAUUGGGACAGUUUCUGUAACGAAAUCAGGCAACUGUUCUGCCGCCGAGUGGACAGUGAAAUGGCUCAGCAAGCCGGGCAAUCAGCCCACGUUAAAGAUUAAAGAUAUGAAUGUCAUUGGAGUCAAUGCAACAGUAAAUGUUUACAAUAAGCAGCAAGGAGGGCUGUUUAGUGAACAUCUGAUCGGCGAUCUGUUUCGGACACCACACACACUGCCUCAGGUAGAGGUUUACAUCAACGGUAUUCCCAGUAACUGUUCCGGGAAUUGUGGAUAUAAAUGGAAUGCUGAGAAAACCCCUGUCAUUACACACAUUACCCCAACAACAGGAUCCAGGUCCAGUGGGACUGUUCUGACCAUAACAGGCUUCAGAUUCGCCAACAGUUCAAUGACCGAUACCACUUGGGUUUCGAUUGGAGGUACCCAUUGUCCAAUCACAGGAUUAACUGAUACCAAAAUAACCUGUAUGAUUGGAGUUGCCAGUAAUACAUCAUCUCCUCUCACUGUUUACAUCGCUGGACUUGGCUUUGCAAACUAUUCCAGCAACCAGACAUUCACAUUUAUGUUUCAGUUUGAGGCAACAAGCAUAUACCCAUCCAUAGGCAGCACUGAAGGAGGGACAAUUCUGACCAUAUCUGGUUAUGGAUUUGUUCCUAAUUCAAUGGUUUUAAUUGGGGGGAAGACCUGCCUUCAACUUACAGAAAGUCCUGUCAAGAUGAAAUGCAGAACUCCAGAGGCCCCACCUGGAAUGUAUAACAUCUCAGUGAUUGCUGCUGGAAUAUCCAACCUAGUUCCCUUCUCCUUCAUUUACAUUGAUGCAAAGAUUCCAGUAAUCUCAGAAGUGAUUCCAAAAACAAGCAGUGUGGCAGGUGGUUCCAAUCUGACAAUCUAUGGAUCAGAUUUUGGCAACAAAUCUGAAGAUAGUUUUGUAGUUAUUGGGAACUCUGAGUGUGCAAUUCUUCGAUGGUCGACCAACAACAUCACAUGUUGUCCGCCCAGCCUCCCUCCGGCGAAUUACAGUAUCUAUGUACAAACUCAUGUUGGCAAAUCUCUAAAUGCUUCAGUCGAGUAUGUCUUGCGAGUGACCGAAGUGACUCCUCAGCAGGGCUCAUUGUAUGGAGGCACGAAAAUCACCAUUUCUGGAUCUGGUUUCAGUCCCGUCCCAGAGGACAACAUUGUUCAAAUUGGUUCUGUUCCAUGUCACAUAACGUUUGCUUCACCAAACGUUCUCAAGUGUGUUUCUGAUCAAACUGGAAGAAAAUUUGUCAUUACAAAUAAUGGCAGCAGUCAAACACUUGGAGUCGGGUAUGAGUGGAAUCCUUCAAGCCUGGACAUCGUCGUUGGGGAUACAGUACAAUGGCAGUGGCAGUCCCCACCUUUACUUCAACAUUUGAGAUACAGAGUCUUCAGUGUCUCCAAACCCAGUGAUGUAAACUACAAAGGCAGUGGGUUUAUUAGUGACAAUAUGAGCACUACAUCAGGUUCAUUCUCUCAUCAUUUUACCUCCCCCGGGACUUAUUACUACAGCAGUGGUUAUGUGGACCAGAAGCAAAGUGUUGUCCUCCAAGGGGUGGUGAAUGUGAAAUCAGCUGAGGAAAGCAUCAAAGGCGUACAUAUUCAUUUCGCAGGGAUCGAAGCAGAAUAUGUACCAGGUGAAAUGCGCAUCCUCUUACGAUUUUGGAGGGUUUAUGUUGACUGUACAGCACCGAUCCCCACAUGUAACCAGGCAUCGAACAGGACCGAUGACAAAAGCUUCACAUUCUACCUGUCUGCCUGCUACUCCCCCACAAUCAACAGCAUCACACCCUCGAAAGGAACAGUGAAGGACAAACUAACCAUUACCGGGACUGGAUUCAGUAAAAUCGGCUGUGCAAAUGAGGUGAGAGUUGGAAUACAUCCAUGUGUCAUUGAAAGUAGCACGGAGAAUGAACUUCUAUGUCAGAUAGAUCCUGAGGGAGCGAUGGAUGUUGGCAUUGCAGCUCUAGUGUCCGUGACAGUCUAUAACCUCGGCACAGCUAUCAAUACAGUAACCAAUGAAUUGAGUCGUCGUUUUAUGCUGCUUCCUCACAUUGAUGAUGUUAGCCCCAGUGUUGGGUCCACAAUGGGAAAGACCAGAGUAACCAUCACUGGGUCAGGAUUUGGAGCUGACCUGAGCGCUGUCAGGGUCCAGUUAGCCAAUGUGCUUUGCACGCUGGUUUCUGCAAACUGCACACAUGUCAUCUGUGACUCUUCAGCUUCUAUUGCCUCUACUGGGAUUGUCACACUUUCUGUCCAUGGCAUCCCAGCGGUGUGUAGUGGCACCUGUGACUAUUCCUACACAGAGAGUGCAGCACCAAUCAUACUGAAUGUGUCUUCUACACUCCUGACUACAGUUUACACAGAGCUUACUAUAAGUGGCAGUGGAUUUGGGAACAGUGUGGAUGAGGCUUUCGUCCAUAUAGGAAAUGCCAGUUUUGUUCCAAAUGAUGUUUCAGACAUCAGCAUGAACUGCACAGUAGGCCCCGUGCCUGUUGGCAAACACACACUCAGGGUUUUAACAUUAAGUAAAGGUCUGUCACUAAGAGGGAUUUCCAUCACCAGUGCUGCCAGAGCUUCCCUCUCUCCAGCAUCAGGAGGUAUCCAUGGUGGUACCACAUUGUUAAUAACAGGAAAUGGUUUUAUCCAGGAUGAAACCAUUGUGAUGGUUCACAGAUCUCCAUGCCACCUUCUUUCGGUCACUCCAGGUGAAGUUAAGUGCAUCACUCCCGCUGGUCCCCCAGGCACUGUCGAUGUAAAGAUUAUUGUUCGUUCUACAAUGUAUCCUGUCCUUAACUUUACCUACAACCAAACAGAGACUCCAGAAAUUCUAACUGUGUCUCCAGUAACAGGUGUAAGUGAAUCAACAAUCACCAUCGUUGGGUCUCGAUUUGGAUCUUCUGCCUCUGACAUCACUGUCUCAAUAGACAAUGUCUUGUGUAAAGUGACCAUGAUGAAUGACAGUUGCGUUCAGUGCAUUGUGGGACAUCAUGCUGGUGGCACAUUCCCUAUUUUUCUGAAACACGAGAGGUGGGGAUACGCAUUGUCUGAUCUGUCCUUUCAAUACGAACUCAAUAUAAACAGUAUCUUUCCAACUGAAGGAAGCUUUGGUGGUGGCACAUUGCUAACAAUAAGAGGCAUUGGAUUUGACCAACAAAAAUCCAAAGUGUUUGUUUGUGAUGGUGAAUGCAAGAAGAUGCCAUCAGCCUCCACUUCCAGAACUCUGUACUGUCAGGUGCCACUGCAUAAUGGUACUGACCCUGAGCUGGCGUGUGACGUGGUUGUUGUAAACGGUAAUGAUUCAAGCAAAGUGUCCAAUGGCUUCACCUACCUAUCAGCUUUGACCCCCGUAAUUACAACCAUUAACCCCAGGAGAGGAGGAACUGGGGGAGGCACCAAGCUGACCAUUACAGGGUCAGGUUUCAGUUCAGACAUAAGUGAGAACAAUGUCAUCAUAGCUGAAACUCCCUGUGAGAUACAGUCUGUGAAUGAAACCAACAUUGUGUGUGUUACCAGCGCACAUUUUCCAUCUCAACAAACUAAAGUUAUCGUGAACGUACGGGGAAAUGGCAUUGCCAAGCUGGACAAUGCAGAUUUCAACUACAUUGAUGUCUGGUCCUCACGUUACACAUGGGGAGGUGACACACCUCCUGAGGCAGGCUCACUUGUCGUUAUCACCAGAGGGCAGACUAUACUCCUGGACCAAAGUACCCCUGUCCUGAAGAUGCUUGUCAUUCAAGGUGGAACCCUUGUGUUCGAUGAAGCCGACAUUGAGCUUCAAGCAGAAAACAUUCUCAUCACAGAUGGAGGAGUGUUCCAGAUUGGAACAGAGUCUGCCCCAUUCAAGCACAAGGCAAUAAUCACACUGCAUGGUCACCUCCGGGCAAAGGAAUUGCCCCUGUAUGGAGCCAAGACACUGGCUGUUCGAGAGGGAACCCUGGACCUGCAUGGCCUUCCUGUUCCUGUAGUUUGGACUCAUUUAGCUCAGACUGCCAAAGCAGGCUCCGCCAAUCUCAUUUUACAAAAAGCUGUGACAUGGAAACCAGGGGAUAAGAUCGUCAUUGCAUCAACCGGUGACAGACACAGCCAGAGAGAAAAUGAGGUUAGGAUUAUAGAGGCUGUCUCAGAUGAUGGGCGGAUCCUGUACCUAACUGAGCCACUCAUGUAUCAGCACCUGGGGGUAUCAAUCCCCCUGCCUGACGGCGUUGUGUUUGAAGCCAGAGCAGAAGUGGGUUUACUGACCCGUAAUAUUGUUGUUCGAGGCUCAAAUCAAGUUGAGUGGAAUGAUCGAAUCGAAGCAUGUCCUGUGGGGUUUGACAUAGGUGAAUUUGCCACACAGACUUGUUUCCAGGGACGUUUUGGUGAAGAAAUUGGGAGUGACCAGUUUGGGGGCUGCAUCAUGUUCCACAAUCCACAACCCAGCAAGGAUCUUGUAGUGGGGAGAAUUGAAUAUGUUGAGUUAUAUCAUGCGGGACAAGCCUUCCGUUUGGGACGCUACCCAAUCCACUGGCACCUUAUGGGAGACCUGAGAUAUAAGUCAUAUGUGCGAGGUUGUGCGAUACACCAGACAUUUAACAGGGCUGUUACUAUCCAUGGUACACACCACCUCCUGGUGGAGGGCAACGUGGCCUACAACAUCAUGGGAGGAGCGUUCUUCAUUGAGGAUGGCAUUGAACAAGGCAAUGUGCUGCAGUAUAACCUGGCAGUCAUGGUGCGGCAAAGCACCAGCCUACUGAAUGAUGACCUCACCCCUGCAGCAUUCUGGGUGACCAAUCCAUCGAACACGAUCAGACAUAACGCUGCUGCAGGGGGUACACACUUUGGCUUCUGGUACCGUCUCCUGGAGCACCCUGAUGGACCUUCCUACACACCUGAUGUCUGCCCACGCAACCUACCCCUCGGUCAGUUCUUAAACAACACUGUGCAUUCCCAGGGCUGGUACGGACUGUGGAUUUUUGAAGCUUAUCACCCACAGAAAGGGGGUCAGUGCAACUCCCUGAUUGCAGAACCAGCCAGAUUUGAUUCACUGAUCUCAUGGAACUGUGAGAAAGGGGCAGAGUGGGUGGAAGGUGGUGCUCUCCAAUUCCAUAACUUUGUGACGGUCAACAAUGAGAAGGCUGGCAUAGAUAUCAAAAGCAUCAAGCGCUCCUAUGUAAAUGAAUGGGGAGAGGCCAUGGGAGCAAUGAUCAAGAAUGCGACAAUUGUAGGUCAUGCUGAGGAACUUGAUUUUAACACCAUCAAUUGCACCAGCAAAGGCAUUGCUCUGCCACUUUUUGAAGGGUUGACAGUAUCAACAGUAAGGUUCAUAAACUUUGACCGGCCAAACUGCAUUGCCAUGGACCUGACUGAGGUGAAACGGGUUGUGAGCAUACAAGGUGACAGUUGGAACGUGAGAUUCAGUGGCGUUCAGUACUUUAGCACAACCAACAAGGGCGCCUUCUCCCUUGAGAACGAUAUUGUCCUCCAUGAUCUGGAUGGAUCUCUCUCAGGUUACCCUGGUAACAAGGUGCUUCCGUACAGCUCACUUUUGGAUCCGGCUCGAUGCCACCCAUCGGCAGAGUGGAGCCAUAUGUACCCCGGUGUUGUGUGUGAUGCCACUGUUACCAUCCAUCGCUUGGCUUUGUCUCAGCCUUCACCACUUGCAUUGAGAGAGAAGGAACUCAUCCUAUCAAAUUCUCACGGAAACAGUGUCAUCCAAUAUAGGUCCGCGCGUAACAUCAAAAACUGUGGUUGGGUGGCUCUUAUUCCAAACAAUGAGAUCUUAAACUUGCACUUCAAGGAUAUCAACUAUAUCACCAAUAUCUCUUACAAGGCCACAUUCCAUCACUUCAAGGACAAUGAUUCAAUUGUAAUAUCCCAUAAAUUCAUCCAUCAACCAGACUAUUUCAAGAUCAUGAAUCCAGUUCGGAAUAAUUCACUCCAACCUCUCAGUUGGGCCAGCAACCAGAAUGGCGAUUGGUACUUCGACCAGGAGAAUUUGACCCUGUAUUAUCUGAUUUCAGGAAGGGGAGUUUCAGAGCGACACAGCUUUCAGUCAAACCUCGACCCAACAAUGGUUGACAUCGAUGCUCAGUUUCGAGUAUUCCGCUGCUUUUACAAGAACUGUGAGCCACCUUCCAGAUACACAGAGAUCAAUGCAUCUAAUUAUGUAACUUGGUCAAACUCAUCGUUCUGGGAAUCAAGGCCAGAAUCCAAUAACACCGUUCCCACUGAAGGUAGCAGCGUGGUGAUCGAACAAGGAAUAUGGAUAGUGGUGGAUAGCCCAAUUCCUCCACUCUAUAAUCUUACCAUCCUUGGUACCUUAGAAAUUAGGGAUGACAACUUAAAGUCAGUUAAUCGUUCAUCAUCCUACACACGAAUCGUCCUGAAUGCAACAUACAUUUCAAUUCAGGGAGGGAGGCUGAUUGCAGGCAGCCCAGAGAAACCGUUCCAAGGAGAGCUACAGAUUGUUUUGAUGGGAGACCAUUCAACCCCCGAGUGGCCUUUAAGAAAUGGGCCCAAUCAAGGUUCGAAGAUGCUGGGUGUGUUUGGAGGACUGGAUCUGCACGGUAUUCCCCAUUUGGUCUAUAAAACCAAACUGGGUUCAACAGCACAUGCCGGCUCCCUCAACAUAACUCUGGUUGAAGCCGUCGAUUGGCAGGAAGGAGAUGAGAUCCUUGUGUCAACAACGAGCUAUAAUUACACACAGACAGAAAUCAGAACGAUCCACUCUAUCUCCUUUGAUAGAAAGACAUUGGGCUUGAAUGAAGCACUAUCGUACACACACGUCGCGGAAACACAGGAAUUGAAGGGAAGAGGCCAGAGUUACACUCUGGCAGCAGAUAUUGGCCUGCUCAGCAGAAACAUCAAGAUCAUUGGCCAUAAUCACCCUGACAAGGCAGAUGAAUUGUUUGGAGCACGGGUCUUGAUCAGUUCCUUCUUUCAUAACGGAAUGGAGUUCAAAGGUCAUGCCAGAAUACAGGAUGUUGAAUUUUAUCACAGUGGACAGUAUGAUGACCUAAGUUACUUUGGCCCACGAUUUUCUGUGUCUUUCCUCAAUCUUGGAGAGAUUGUAGAAAAUGAUUCCUACAUUCGUGGAUGUGCUUUCCAUCAUGGAUUUGCUCCUGCGAUAGGAGUCUUUGCAACAAGUGGCCUUAAUAUUGAUGAUAAUGUCAUUUUCAAAACUUAUGAUGGAGGUAUCACAUUAAUGGGUGACAGGAAUCGGGUGAGGAGGAAUCUGGUGGCUCUCACCUUGUGGUCUUCACUUUCCGAUAUUUGGACUGCAGCAAUUGAGGUAAUUGAAGGCUCUGAUAUUGUGCUUCAAGGGAACAUUGUUGCAGGAUUUGAGAAGGCUGGUUAUCGAAUUAAUGGGGAACCAUGUCCAGAGCAAUCAAAUUCCACUGAGGCCUGGUUUAAUAAUGAGGUCCAUGGUGGAGAAUGUGGUAUUUACAUGAACAGAGAUGGCUUUGCCACUUGCAGCCUUAUCCAAGGAUUCACAAUCUGGAAAUGCUGGGAAUAUGGAAUAUACUUCCAGACAGAGGGAUCAGUGCAAGUCUCCGAAGUGACUCUGAUGGAGAAUAAAUUGAGUAUUUUCUCAAUGAUUUAUGCAUCCUCAGCAUCUGAACCUAAGAUAUCGAACAAGAGCAUUCUUAUUCGUAAUGCCUUACUGGUAGGAAUUAGCCCCAUCUUCAACUGCUCGGAUUUACAACCUGAUGAUUCUAUUCUGAGCCACAAAAAGGGUAAGCAGAAUUUUAGAAAAGCUUCAGUGGACAGGAAUGGAAUAUACUGGCCAACGUUUGCCUCUACUAAUAACAACGCACCAAAUAAUCCACACGAUAGCUUGACAUCUGACCCUGCAAUCAGUGGACAAAUGAUCAUAGAGAAUACGACUUUUGUUGGAUUCAAAGGCACAUGUUCCAACAAACUGAAUGUUAUGUUUAUCACUAAUCCAAUGAAUGAGGAUUUUCAGCAUCCCAUUCUCGUGAAGGGAAUCACUAUUGUGGACAGUGAGGAGCGAGGCAAAGUCUUCAUACACAGACCUAAUGUGGCGAAAGUAAACCUUGCGGACUGCGUGGACAUGGUCUGUGAUGCCAAGAAGAAGACACUGCUGAAAGAUCUUGAUGGCUCAUUCCUGGGGGCAGUUGGAGCAGUUGUCCCUCAGUCAGAAUAUGAAUGGGAUGGUGACCGUCGCUACGGGACUGGGGAUUAUCGAAUUCCAAAAACCAUGUUGACAUAUUUAAAUGGCAGCCGUAUUCCAAUCUCUCAGAUUGCACCACACAAAGGAAUUAUUCGAGAUUCCACUUGUACCUACAUGCCCGACUGGCAAAGCUACAAAUGCUUUGGGCUAAACUAUGAAAUACUGGUUAUUGAAAGCUUGGAUCCUGAUUCAGAGACCAGGCGGUUGUCCCCAGUAGCUCUGCUUACAGAGGGUUACAUUGACCUUAUUAAUGGCCCCGAGAAUCAUGCCUGUUCUUCUUCCUAUGCUUGCAACAAGAGAGUCUCAAUCUUCUACACAGUCGUGGCAACAAAUAAGUCAUACGAGUUAUAUUUCACCGGUGUUAGCCCUCAGAACCUACGCCUAAUGCUCCUCAAUACGGAUGACAGCAAAGUUAUAUGCUUGGCAAUAUAUUACUCCACAUCUCAACGACUGGAUGUGUAUGUGAAUAAUACCUUCGUACCCCCUACUAAUGCAAAAUGGAAUGCUGACAAAACUGACUUCACACUAAAGGGCCCAAUCUAUGCAGGAGAAUUCACUCCCAAGUUGGACUCCUCUGUCAUUGGAGAAAAUUACUUUGACAGAACCUAUCAGAUGCUUAACGUUCUGGUGAGAGGAUCAACUCCAAUUGAGGUCCAUACAGCUCCUGUCCUUCACAUCUCCUUUAAUCUACCUGCAAUGACCGUGCAUGAAUUUUACGGCCCCAAUCUAGUAGAAAAUCUUGCCCUGUUCCUACACGUACCUCAAAGAAAGAUCCGCAUUACUAACAUUGUGCGUGAGAAAGGGCUCCGCAGGAAGCGUGCUACAGGGAUCACAGUUGAAGUGGAAAUCGGAGACCCGCCCUCAGAGCAUUUUUCUGUGGACAAUAGUAACUCUACCAACACCACCUCUACUGAAGGCAAACUGAAGUUCUCUGAUCUGGAGGAAAUAGCCAGCAAUCUUGGUGAGGCCAUGCUCACUGGAAACCUGAGUGCUUCCCUGGCCUUUACAAUCUCUACAAUGGAUCUUUCCAGUCCAGUGCCACCUCCAGAUGAUGCAGAGUGGGCUCAGGUAACACUUUAUGUCUGCACUUCAUUUCUGUCAACAAAUAUACACUCCUCUGGUGGAAAUAAAAUCACAACAAAAAAUGCAAUUAGCUAUAUAAACAGGCAGGAUAAAAUUAACAUCUUCUCCAUGCCACUCCAUAUUUACCAGCAGAACCAUGCCCAGGAAUUCAUUCCAUGUGAAAGAUAUAAAAUAAAAAAUCUGCAUUUUUGUAAGAAUCCAAGUUUGGCUGUCUAUUUAGCAACUGCACAAGAGUACCCUCAGGGCAACUGUGUGUCAGUGGGUGUUACCUCAUGGGAGUUGGUUGCUGUUCUCCUGAAUUCUCAGAAUGUGACUGUUACUGGACUUAAUGGGACAACGAGUAUCUUAUUCAAAGGCUGUUGGGCAAAUUACACUGACCUCUCCAUCAACACAAACGGUACCAGCUACAAACUAGUAUUCGAACUGAGGUCGAUUAAAACUUAUUCUGGCACCUUCUCUGUGAAACAAAUAAAUGACAGCCCUGGGAAACCCUCAGGCCCCAGCCCAUCCUUGGCUCUCGGUAAUACACAGGGCAUCAUCGGUGGCUCCAUUGUGGGAGGCCUUGUGCUCAUCCUCCUCAUUGCUGGCAUAACCUGGAAAUUAACAGCUGGCAACACGAGGAAGAUUCAGGUGUCUAGCGUGCCUGAGACACAAGAGAAGAAACAAGUCGAUGCAGUCACUGGUCAUAAUCCAGACCACAGCCUCCCACCAGUGCAAAGCUGACCAGCUUAAAGCCCGAAACAUGAUGCAAGAAACCAGAAUUGAGUGACAAUGAAGCAACAAAUGAAAUCCAACAAUCUUUUAUUUUCAAGACAAGUUAAUUAUAACCCAACACAAUAGUGAGAUUUCUAUUAGGUUAACUUUCAAAUUCCUCAUCCAGUGAAACUAGUCUUUGCCAAGUGUGACUUCAUAAUCUCCAGGUAAUUUAUCAGUCACUGUCCUGCAAAUUUUCUCCAAUUGUAUUCAAUCAAUACU
Chiloscyllium plagiosum (whitespotted bambooshark) is the source of this 13251-nucleotide messenger RNA. Lineage: Eukaryota; Metazoa; Chordata; Chondrichthyes; Orectolobiformes; Hemiscylliidae. The record is from RefSeq and is a predicted model, not a curated record.